Messenger RNA from Trichomycterus rosablanca, 5479 nucleotides. It is a transcript of the gene pbx4, whose product is annotated as pre-B-cell leukemia transcription factor 4. Gene Ontology annotation, molecular function: DNA-binding transcription factor activity, RNA polymerase II-specific; RNA polymerase II cis-regulatory region sequence-specific DNA binding. The transcript is spliced from 9 exons. Lineage: Eukaryota; Metazoa; Chordata; Actinopteri; Siluriformes; Trichomycteridae. The record is from RefSeq and is a predicted model, not a curated record. Bases 964 to 2076 code for a protein of 370 amino acids. Gene Ontology annotation, cellular component: nucleus. Gene Ontology annotation, biological process: neuron development; embryonic organ development; animal organ morphogenesis.
GAAACCGACUUGGCUGCAUGGAGCUUAUCGGUUUCACUGUCUUUCAUGCUGUUUUUGCAUAGCAUCGAUUCAGAAUAUCCAGUUUUCUUUCUUUUAUUGUUUAUAAAUAUCUGGGCUAGAGUUCGUCUUUUUCAUUUGAGGUAUUUUGAUGCUGCUAGUUUGGCUACGAUGCUAGCUAGCUAGCGUCGCUGCUAAAAGAAAAAAAAAAAACAAGAGAUUUGUUAACGUUCUGCUGGAGAAAGACAAAAGUGUGAGAUUUUUUAAAAUAGGUGAAAGUGAAUUAAUGUACUUAAGAAAAACCCCGUGAGUCUUGUUAGUUUAUUGAGUGGUACCAGGUUUAGCUAUUUUUACAUGUCGUUGACGGCUGCACGGCUAUAGAAAGUAAACGGAGAGCUUCGUUUUUGCUUUUUUUGUCAUCGCAGUUAAGCUGAGCUCAAUGGUUUCUUCAUUCAGUUUGCUUUAAAGUUACCUGGGUUUAUUUUGUUCAGAUUUAUAAGUUGUAUAAAAGCAGGUUAUUUAGUUUACUCUGAGGAAGCGAAUUUGACGGUUUAACGGUCGUUUUAUUUCAAUGUAGGUUUGAAUUUAAACACUUUUCGGCUCGCGCACUGGCAGUUCAUGUGCGCGUGCGUUACGCGGGUUCGCUCUGUUGUUUUGGGGUCUGUUCGGAGAUGCUGUACCCGCUGCUUAUACUUAAUGUAGAUUCUUACGCUUUAAUUUCCCUUUGUUUAGUUUAGCCAGUGCUUUGCAUUAAACUUACGUUUCUCAGCUAGUUUGUGCAAACACGCUUGCAGAUUAUUUUUGCACAAACUAACACUGCUGCAUCCAUUGCACAGAUCUUAAUUGUGCUACUUUAAAGAAACGGUGCGGGUUUUUAUUAGCCCGUAUUACAUGAUCGUGCACCCAUCGCACGCUCCCCUGUUGUACAUUGAAUAAACACAUUAUUUUUUAAAAACGGCUUGGACCAUGGAUGAACACCAGACCCGAAUGUUGUCGGGACUUACUGGGCUCGGUGGACUCGGGCAACCAGAUUCGGGCGAUCCAGACCCGGUUCGCAAGCAGCAGGACAUCGGAGACAUCCUGCAGCAGAUCAUGGCCAUCACCGACGAGAGUCUGGACGAAGCGCAAGCCAGAUGCUGGCCAGAGGAAGGACGAGGCGACCCCACACAGGCAGGGGGAGCUGGGGGGAGCACGGCGGGUGGGGAAUGCACCCUGCCGCUUGACUUCCAGCACAGGAAACAUGCACUGAACUGCCACAGAAUGAAACCUGCACUCUUCAGUGUGCUGUGUGAGAUCAAAGAAAAGACAGUGUUGAGCAUCCGCGGUGUGCAAGAGGAGGACCCCCCAGAUCCUCAGAUCAUGCGCCUGGAUAACAUGCUGCUGGCUGAGGGAGUUUCCGGUCCAGAGAAAGGUGGCGGAUCUGCAGCAGCGGCGGCAGCAGCUGCAGCUGGAGGGUCACCAAAUGAUGGCAGCGUCGAACACUCUGACUACAGAGCCAAACUAGCCCAGAUCCGUCAGAUUUACCACUCAGAACUAGAGAAAUAUGAACAGGCCUGCAGUGAAUUCACCAAUCACGUGAUGAACCUGCUGAGAGAGCAGUCACGCACACGGCCCAUCUCGCCCAAAGAGAUCGAGCGCAUGGUGGCCAUCAUCCACCGCAAGUUCAGCUCCAUUCAGAUGCAGCUAAAGCAGAGCACCUGUGAGGCAGUCAUGAUCCUGCGCUCACGCUUUCUCGACGCCAGGCGCAAGAGACGCAACUUUAACAAACAAGCGACGGAGGUGCUGAAUGAGUAUUUUUACUCUCACCUUUCCAACCCGUAUCCCAGUGAAGAAGCCAAGGAGGAGCUGGCCAAAAAGUGCGCCAUCACCGUGUCUCAGGUCUCUAAUUGGUUUGGCAACAAAAGAAUUCGGUACAAAAAAAACAUCGGCAAGUUUCAGGAGGAAGCAAAUCUGUACGCAGUGAAAACAGCAGUGGAUGCCGCCAACGUGUCUGCGCAGGCCAGCCAGGCCAACUCUCCAGCUACACCCAACUCAGGUGGAUAUCCCGCACCGUGCUACACACCUGAUGGGCGGCUAUGAAAGUAGUCAGGAAGUGCCCUUUACACCCCACACUGCCUAGACGUCAACAGAAGCUGGCAGGAAAGCAUCAUCACUCCUCUACCCGGACAUCCCAGCAGCGUGCAAUCAGACACCUAGAGCUAACACACACCACACACACACACACACACACAGGACCUCAGAGCUUCCAUCAGUACAACCCUGCUUCCUCCUUGGACUCUGCUUUUGUUUUACAAACUAUCAGCUGAUAAAGUCUCCAGCAUCAGUACUGAGCCACACACGUACACGUUCUCCCUCAUCCGCAUUUGGACGCAAGUCUGGACUUUAUUGGAAGCUAGUCCAGAAGCCUUUACCCUGCCCUUCCUGAGGCUCCAGCGCAGGAAAAGGAAAAAGAAAGGUCACACAUUAGCACAUCAGAGCUGAAUGCAGUCUAAUGUGCUGAAACUUUGCUCAACUUUGCUGCACCCUGGCCUGAUGAACCCAAACCACACACACGGCAUCGUUCACAGAGCCGUUUUUAACCCGAGUGGAGACCACACAGAAAUCGUUUCUGCCGGCUUGAACCAAAGCGCUGUCGAGUCUCAUCUGUUUCUCAACGAACGGCCUCGGACAGCUGAAACACGUCAAUACCACAGAGGUUCCCCUCAGUCCCCGUGUCCAAUCGGUUUCUGUUGUUCGCAUCUGUUUACCUCACAGCUGCCCAAGUGAUUAUGGACAUUUGCUUUAAUGUUAGAUUUACAUGCCGUCUUCCUGUGUUAAAUCAGCUAAGCACAAAUAUCAGUGAUGUGAUUUUUGUAAAAGGUGACGAGUGGUUUUCAUUUCUGAAGAAAUGGAGGGGAAGUUGGAGGGCAGGUCUGUACUGGAGAAGAGGGCAACGGAUAUUUUUAAUCAUGCACCUGUGAGCAAGUUUCUCUCCUGCACGUUUUUAAGAUGUAGCAGUGGAUUUCUUUAGUCCUAAUUUUUGCUUUAACCUCUUCAAAUAGUUUUUGUACGGCAUAUCAAGGAAAGAUUUCACCAGCCACUCUCUAGAGAUUAUAAUUUGCUUUUCCAAACAAACUAAAAUAAUAAUAUUAUAAAUAAUAAUAGAUGGUAACAAGAGUGGUGGCUUGGAUCAGUUUUUCUGUUGCCUUUUAAAAAAUGUAUUAUUUUUUGUUGAACCGUAAGAAGAUAGCCUGUCUUCCAUGCAUGUUGGUUCUUGAAGACAUUUUAGAGGUUCCACUUGUGUAGCUUGUCAGUUUUAGAUUUUGCCGUCUUAUUGUUUAGACAUACUGCAUCAAGGAAAGGGUUUAACUGUAGGACAGACCAAAAAGAUUGAAACUCAAGCAUCAUGUACAUGCAUACCAGCCCUCCAGGACACUCCAUUCACAACUGGGAGGUUUUACAGCACCAUUUCCCGACACCACCAUUGGCCCUCAAGAAGCACUGAGGAAGAUACACAGUGCUUUAGAGAGCAGCUAUCAGACUUCCAAACCAAAAAUGUUAAAUACUAGAUGUGUAAAAUAUACUAGGUACAGUUUGGGAGGAAGUGGGUAUAUUGGUAGGGAAUUAUUUUUAUGCUCUUGCUUGUGUUGCUACGUGUCCAUACAGACUGGGGCUUGUUUGUUACUUCCACUUUUUAACUGAUUGUAAUGUGUGAUAGAAAAUAUCCAUUCUGAUAUGCUGGCAUGAUACACCAUCCCCGUUAUGCUUUCAAACACAAAAAACUCUGUUUUUAAAUCCAUUAUCCUGCUACAAGGGCUUACCUGCUUUGACAUUGAACCAAAAAAUUGGCAUCCAGCGUUUCCUGGUUGUAAAGCUGGUGAACUACAGUCAAUGAGGCCCAUCAGAGCCAUUGUUUUGAAUGCAUCACUGUUUUUUUUAUGGUAGCACCAGGGCAUUUUGAUAUACAAAUGGAAAUUGUUACAAAGAUGAACUGAAAUGCAAGAGGGGUUUUUGUUUUUCUGUACACAACAAAUAACACCUUAAGGACCUUUUAAGCCACAUCGCAGCGUCCUGUAUAGAUUCAUUUCUGUUUGUUCGUUUCAGCAGGCUGGCUCUCUUAUAACUAAUGCUAUUACUACACCAAAUUUAUUUUUAACAACUUCACCCCCUUUCCUUUUUGUACUAGUCAUCGAUGGAUGUCGUUGUACAGACUGUGGAAUGUUUCAGUGUAUUUCUCUUUUUAUAAACAAACAUUUGUUCAUUUUGCUUUUACUCUUUUUAAUGAACUGAGUAAUAUUUGUAAUAUUUAGUUUUUCUGUUUGUUUUUUUCUCUCCAUUGUGUUUUGUCAGCUGUUUGUCUACAGUGCAGUAAGAUUCUCCUUGAAAUGUGAUCUGAUAGCAUGCAGUGAUUAGACCAAGGCUAGAUGUGUGUGGACGUCCAGCUGGGUUCUAUUGGAACAGAUACAGGAUGAAGAGCAGACAGGGAUGUUGUAUUCUAGAUGCCUGCUGCCUGCACACUAAUUAGGUAAAAGGUUAGAGUCACCUAGAGUCAUGAGUAAGAUUUUUAAAAGUGGGUUUACGAGCAUGUUCGCUUGUUUAACUGGAGCCUUUAUUUGAGUCCGGUGUGCAGCUGCAGAUUUGGUUUAGGCUUGACCAGAGCUGGGGCAUGAACUGACAUGAUUUACACCAUCAGGGCAGGAACACUUUCCAGAGAACCUUGAAUUGCGAUAUAUAUUGACAUACUUUUUCGAUGCAUUCUUAGUAAUUCGUUACAGGGCAAAAAACAAGUACAACUUAAUUGCUUGUAAUUAGUUCAUGGUAGUUUGAUUCAGUCUCUCGACAAAAUAUUUGCUCAUUUUUGUUUUUAGUGUAAUAGGCCAUGGUAACUUGGCGGUUAAGGUACUGAACUAGUCAUCAGAAAAAUGCUGGUUCAAGUCACACCACUGCCAGGUUGCCACAGUUGGGCCCCUGAAAAAGGCAUGGUCACAGUUGCAAGUCAAGCAGGUACCUGAUCAGUGGAGGUUGUGUUGUGGUACAGAAAGUAUUUGAAGUUGUUGUGAGGAGUGUAUUUUUAAUUUCAGUAUCUAAAAUUAGGUCAGAAACAGUUGUGCUUUACUGUUGAUCACGUCUUCAUCUUCUUUACUCACACGUUCACUUAAAAACCAGGCUGACGUGUCACUCGUGCCAAAAAGAUCACACGCCAAUGUUAAUUCUACUGCACCGAAGCAAACGGAGAACUGAGAUUUGUGUUCAUAUAAGUUUUAGAACCGUAGUAUAUUCUCCCGUCUGUCCACUUCUGUAUUCACCACCUUUGCUUUCUCUACCUCUCCUAUUCUUUCCAUUUCUCUUGUAUAUAAACCCUGCCAUUUUCAGACUCGAGUCUGUUACAAACUCCUUUUAUACCUCAACUUUAGAACUGUUCUAGUAAGAGAAAAAAAAUAAGAGAAUUGUAGUGUUCCUUAUUAGAAAAACAAAAACUAAUAAAAUAAUCUAGUGUGCUUUU